Messenger RNA from Saxophila tyrrhenica, 1512 nucleotides. RefSeq lists its product as uncharacterized. The transcript has 3 exons. The record is from RefSeq and is a predicted model, not a curated record. The coding region runs from base 1 to 1512 and encodes 503 amino acids. Lineage: Eukaryota; Fungi; Ascomycota; Dothideomycetes; Mycosphaerellales; Extremaceae.
AUGGAGCCGUUCGUCACAGUCGAUUGGGGCACGGAUCCCGAUCUGGCCAAGUUCAUGGAUGAUUUCUUGGCUGGUCGGGAUCAAGGUUUUUGGGACUUCACUUUGGACCCUCCUGUGCCCGAAGAGGAUGGGUCUGCGGGCACGACGAACGUAGUGUCACAGCCUUCUGACGGGCAGCACCUUCAACCAUCCAUUGUGCCGCCCUCGCUCAAGUGGAUACACACUACUGGACCAAUACCAAACUCUGCGUCCGGCUUGCCUAAGGGGCACAUGAAGGACAGCAAGCGCCUUGACGAGGCUCUGUUGUGGGAUCGUGUUGUACUGGGCGAACCUACAAGCACCAAAUUGGCUUCACUCGAAGAUUUUGUCGACGGUGAGACUGCUGUCAGCUUGCGGAGUCAGACGAGCAGCCGUCGUUUAAUUCAGCUGGAGCAGAGCUCCCGAACGUAUUGGCCAGAACUCUGUGGCCCAGCAAGCAUGGACAGUGAUGGGUUCGAGCCUAUCGGUCGAAUACUGAAGCGCCUCACGGUAGGUUCCCGGCAGAUCAGUGGCGAUGGGGCCCAGGAAUCGAUCUUGAGCAAAGAACAUCGCAUGAUUAACAGUCAACACCCUGGUCCGAAUCGACGCGUUACAGUAGAGUCAGUAGAGUUGCGGAACCGGACUCCUGUGACUAGCACUGGGGAAAGUUUACAGCCCAUAUUGUACGACCUAACGUGCAAUCCGCUCGAUGGCGUCAUCGUGUUACUGAAGAGGGAGGACUUGGGCUCCAUCAUUGGGACAACAAGAUUUCAAACCGGACCAGACAUGCAUGUCAUGUCCGACAUAACAAUGUUUCCCACUCUACUUGCUAGAGUAUGGCGCCAGGCUCAAUCCAGACCUACAGGCAACAGGAUCAACAAUGCUUCAGAAUCAUUCGCAUGGUUGUGGGACUGGACCGACGAGGGAAAACGGUUUGCGAAACACGAUUCUGCCGAAAAGGCUAUCUGCCUUGGCGACUACCAAUAUCAUCUCAGAAACAUGGGUGCAACUGCAAUCAGCCUUCAUGCACACUGGCUGAACUACGUCUUUGUGACCAGCAUCCAAGAUGAAUUCUCCAUUGCAGUAAUCCGGCGGUGCUUGGAUUCUCGUGACGUGUUGCCCGGAGAGGUACCAGAAUGGGAUGUUACGAGGACAGGUCCCGGUCGUCAGACAUUUCAGCUUGGCCAUUGGGCUAAUGCGGCUCUGCUCUCGCUACCGACAUGUCGGGAUGUAGCAUGGUUUCUGAUAUUGCACAAGGGCUCUCUCGGACACAAAGUGAUCAGCAGUAUCACAAUCUUCCUACCAACACAAACGACGUCGGCUGGCGGCUGGUGCAAGGGCCACUACAACAUGAGGGACUGGCCGUGCUUGCUCCUCGAGAUCAAAGAUAUUGCGGAUGACACAAUGCCAGAGGCGACUAAAGUACGCAAUGAGUGGCGUCUGAAAAAGGGUCCGGCCUUUCCCAAUGUUGAUUGCCCGCCCAUUCACUCUUGA